CUUAGCUCUGCCCCUGGGAGUCCCGCCAGCGGGGCUUUUCACAGGAGAGGUUUGCGGUCACUGCGCUAAAACUCCCAUAUCCCGAACAACCCUGCGCGUAAUUUGCUUCUCCGGACGGCAACUUUCGGCUACAGGUCCAGAGCUUUCGGACUGAAGAGCCUGCCUUUGGCUGCGGCAGCAAGCGAUCAGGCUCUCGACGGUGUUCCUGCUGCAGCUGAAGAUGGAACAGCCACCUCGCGAGAGCCAGCAGGAGCGCGCUAGUUCGCACACCGUGACCACAACCAGCAGCUCUUUCGCGGCUACUUUCACGUCCAGAUCCAGCACGCUCGCUUAUGACAAAGAAUUUCUGAAGACGAUUCCUGGAGUCCUCAUGGUGUUUGAGAUAGUUCUAGGAUUGCUAGUGUGGAUGUUGAUUGCUGGAACAGACUAUUUCCUAUAUCCUGUAUUUGGAUGGAUAAUGUUUGUGGCUGUGUUUUACUGGAUUCUUACACUCUUUUUUUUGAUCAUCUAUAUGACAAUGACCUAUACUAGGAUACCUCAAGUGCCAUGGACCACAGUUGGUCUGUAUUUUAACGGCAGUGCCCUCCUCUUGUACUUAAUUGCUGCUAUUUCAGAAGCAUGUACAGUCACCAAAGAACUUGACUACCACAAUUAUAAUAGUUGGGCAGCAUCUUCGUUCUUUGCCUUCGUUGUUGCUUCCUGCUAUGGUGGAAAUACGUACUUUAGUUUUGUAUCUUGGAGAUCACGGACCUUGCAAUAAGUAUUUUCUUCUAAUAAAAGAGAUCUCUGUGUUUGUAAAUGUUAUAUAAUUUUGAUGAAAAUGUUUAGGUAAUAAUGGUUUUCACUCAAAAGUAAAAACAAAUGGUUCUUUUUGCAAAUUAUGGAAAGGGUAGUUCACCUGACAGAAAUGGUUCUACACACAGUUCUCUUAUUAAUGUCUUCAUUUGAGUUAAUCAUUGUGACACAGCUCAGUUACCACAAACAAGAAACAGAAGGAAGAAUUGAUGGUAUAGGAGGGAAGAGAAUAAAGCACAGAAGCCGUUCAAUGUUGUUUCCACUCCAGUCACUUCCGUACAAUAUUGUGUCUCUGAAAGCUGCUCCAGAUCUCAGGAUUCUUGUCAAUAGUGUUGAAGAGCAUUGUAUAACCAGCACCACCAUCUGAUGGGAUUGAUUUAAAAUCUGAAAGCUUUUUAAACAUGAAAAACAUGUAUCCUCAGAUAAAACACUGUUAACCGGAACUUGUUACUCUUUGUAUCAAUGCAUAUAAUUUCCUUAGAUAGUGUAUACUGUUGUAACAAAAUCAGUGGACUUCACAGUUGUUUUCUUCAAAAAUGUUCUUGUUUAAUCAUGAUUUAUUUAUUAGCAAAAUCUACUGUUACAGAACCUCCUAUUAUUUGCAAAUGUAUAUAACUUUCAAGGCUGCAGAUUUAUUACAGUUAGAUAUAGAUGGGAAUAGUUAAUAAUUCAUUGGGGCAUACAUUUAGGGAAGACUGAAUAAAAGAAAUGCAUUACUUGCAUAAGUCUGUAGAAUGAUCACAUUUAAAAUAUUGUGUUCCAUUCUAGUAACUGGACUUGGCUUUAGAUCUGGAAAAGAUGGAGAAAAAAGAAUUAACUGACCAGGGACAUGAAUAAUUUCAUUUAAAGAUGUUAUUUUUAAAUCAUUUUUCUUAAAUGAUAAGCAUGUGAUACAUGGUGUAAUACUGAAAAAGCAGGUAACAAUUUCUCUGUUUCUCACAAUGCUAGAACUGAAGAUUAUCUUAUGAGUCUGAAUGGUAUAAGAUUUGGGGCAGACAAAGAGGAGAGAUUGUUCCAAAGAGUACAUAGCUGAACUCUGGAAUUUACUCCUGUAUGGUGUGAGGAUGGCCAUCUUAAACUAUUGUAUAAGGAAUUAAACAAAUUCAGAAAGGAUAGAGGUGCCCAAUAGGAGAUCAUAUGCUGCUGACAGCAUUCCCCUGAAAACUAGUUCCUGAGAAACAUCAGUGAAAAUGUUAAUAAACCUCUAUAAUUUGAGUUUUCAAUAAUCAGGAAUUAGAUUUAAUAUCAGUCACAACAUUAGUAUAAAGAUAGCUCCAUUUUGAGAUCCAUCUAUGUAGUGCAGUGAUAUAAAAUGCCUGACUACAUCUGGAAGAUCAGGAAUCUAUCCCACUAUCAGUCCUGGCUGAUUUUGGUUCAUCUCUUAGGGUUACUGUUAUAGAAAAACAUGUAAAUUGAACUUGUGUGGGAAAGUUUUGACAUAAAAACAUGAAUACUGUGGAAACUUUAAAAAUGUCAUCAUGCAUGCUCUCACUUCCUGAGGUUCUUCACCAUAUUGUAUAAAAAUGGUUGCAGCUGAACUACUUUCCCUUAAAAGCAAAAAUCUUUUAUAAACUUAGAGGUCAUUCUUGGAGUUUUUACAUGCAACCAAAGUAGAGAAACAAAUAUAUUCACCCUCUAGGGAUCUGAACAAACAAAAUUCUGCAUCAGUGGAACACAAUUUCAUCACCUGACACUGUCAAAAAUCAGCAUUAAUAUUCCAAAGUUACUGCAAUAGAAGCCUAUGGUUGGGGGGAGGGAGAACAAAAGGAAAAAUUAUAAUCUUAGAGAACAUUUUCUUGAAAUUUAACAUGAAAAUAGGAGUUUGCUCUCAGAAGUAGCUGCAACAAACUUUUUUAAAAAUUAUGUACUCAUCCAUAUUAAGCACAGAAAGGGGGGACACUGUUCUUAGAAGAUGCCUAUUUUUGGUAUAUUUUAUUUAACGUAGAACUUGCCAGCUUGGUGUAGUGGUUAAAGAGCUCAGCUAGAAACCAGGAGACUGAGUUCCAGUCCCACUUUACGCAUGAAAACCAGCUGGGUGACUUUGGACCUGUUAAUCUCUCUCCUUCCAAUCCACCUCCCAGGAUUAUUGAUGUGUGGAAAAUGGGAGAAGUAAAGAGUAUUAUGUAUGUUUACCCCCUUAAGUUACUUAUAAAAUAAAGGUGAGAUUAAAAAAGAAAUCUAAAAAAAAAA
Crotalus tigris (Tiger rattlesnake) is the source of this 2985-nucleotide messenger RNA. It is a transcript of the gene CMTM8, whose product is annotated as CKLF like MARVEL transmembrane domain containing 8. The transcript is spliced from 4 exons. Gene Ontology annotation, biological process: myelination. Gene Ontology annotation, cellular component: membrane. Gene Ontology annotation, molecular function: structural constituent of myelin sheath. The record is from RefSeq and is a predicted model, not a curated record. Lineage: Eukaryota; Metazoa; Chordata; Lepidosauria; Squamata; Viperidae. Bases 221 to 760 code for a protein of 179 amino acids.